AUGAAGGUCGUGGGUGGAUACGUCCAAACAGCCGUGGACGCCGGGACACCGGGAGGAGCUCUCGACCGCAACGCAAUGACCAUCGGCGAAGCGCUGGAGGCGUCCGCUCUAUCUGCAGGAGACAAGCCAUUGGAGCAGAGCAACGCUGCCGCAAUACAAGAGGCCGAGGUAAGAGCCACUGGCUCCAACAAGACUGUGCCCGGAGGAGUCGCAUCUCUGGCUCAGUCUGCUGCGACGCGCAACGCCAGGACCGCGGCUGAUGAAGACAAGACCAAGCUCGCUGAUGUUUUGAUGGUAGUUAACGACGGAUUGGAGUUUGGCUCCUCAGUAGUAGAAUUUCACUUUGGCGUCUACAGAAAUAGCAUGAUACUUAAAAUUUUAUCUAUUCACAAAAUUGAUUAAUGGAAAGAUGGUGGAAAUGGCGGUGCCAUCGAUGCGGUAGUCUUGUCAAUAUGAUCAAACCUUUUCCUUCGCAGGUUGCGACGGACAUACUGCCCGAGGACAAGGCGGUGACGCAGGAGGACGCCGACAGGGUGACUGCAGCCUAGAUGAGGAACUAGAUCGAGAUGACGACCACUCCCGGAGGUGUGGCAGACUCCAUGGCAGCAGCCACCACACUUAACCGUAUCAAGUGAUCGACGGAUGGGCCGAAAAAGAACAAUGUGGUCGCGAGCUUUGUAAAUAGAAAGAACAGAUAUGUUUUUGGAGAGAGUGGUAGUCUUAUGUUUUAGCACCUGAUGCCUCAUGUAAGCCAUAGGAAAUACUGUUUAUACUU
Rhodamnia argentea is the source of this 775-nucleotide messenger RNA. Its product is annotated as late embryogenesis abundant protein D-34-like. The record is from RefSeq and is a predicted model, not a curated record. NCBI's taxonomy places the organism in Eukaryota, Viridiplantae, Streptophyta, Magnoliopsida, Myrtales, Myrtaceae. The coding region runs from base 1 to 402 and encodes 133 amino acids. The transcript has a single exon.